Molecule: messenger RNA, 1983 nt
Organism: Neocloeon triangulifer
Lineage: Eukaryota; Metazoa; Arthropoda; Insecta; Ephemeroptera; Baetidae
Exons: 7
Coding region: 171-1676 (501 amino acids)
Molecular function (GO): protein binding
Source: RefSeq, a predicted model, not a curated record
GAAUGCGCUGAUUCCGGCGAUUGCGGGGGCGUGGUGUGAAUUUCCGUCAAAAUCGCAAUUCGCAAAACAAUCAACAAAGAAACUUCGCGUUUUUCGGCCGCCUAGAGGCCUUGGAGCAGAUUUUUAGCACACAAGACGAGAGGCGAGAGUGGUGGUGAGAGAGGAAAGUCAUGGAAACUAAACCUGAACCAGAGAAAGAGAAACAUUCUGUGGAAUUAAAGAGUGCUGGGAAUAAGAAACUUGGAGUAGCUCGAGAGAGAAAACUGGAAGCUCUGGAAAAGGGAGAAAGAACGGAUUGCGUUUUUCUUGUUGGCAGUGAUGAAUCCACGGCUGUGGCAAUUCACGGCAAUAAGUUUGACUUGGAAGCUGCGAGCGAGUAUUUUGAGGGACUUUUCAGAAGCCCCCUGACACCCCCAGGGCCCAUUCGAGUGAAGCACGUGGAGCCCCGCAUUUUCCGGAUGGUCGUUGAGUUUGCUCAUUUCUUUCAACUCUUCACCCCUCCUGUCAAUGUGGAGGAGGCGGUGCUGUUGGCCAGGUCGGCUGACGAGUUUUUGAUGACAGAGCUUGGCACCGUUAGUGUGGAGUUCAUGUCACAAUACCUUGAUGUGGACAAAGUUUGGAAAAUUUACGAAAUGAACAACUUGUGCCGUUUUGUGGCUGAACCAUGUGAAAAGUUCUUUUGCGAAAGAACAAUGGAAUGCCUGAACCACCAAUCAUUCCUUGGGAUCAGCAAAGAGACGUUGAUUUCAUUUUUGAAAAUUAGUGCAGAAAUGGACAUCGAUUCUGAAUCGGACCUUGUCCAUGCUUGUCUUAAGCUAGCCAGUGCAAAGAACAGUGAUGAUGAUAAAAGAAAGUUGAUUCGGUCUGCCCUUCCAAACCUGCGCUUGCUUACCCUGGACGAGGAGCAAAUUUCUGCUCUUUCAGAGUUUUUGACAGACCAAGAAAAAACUUUCCUCUUUUUCAAAAAGCAUGAACCCCAUCCCUGUUUGCUUUUUCCUACUGGACCUUCUACACCUGAGAGCAUUUGUCCAAUUGAGACACCAAGGUGUAGAGUGAAGAUGAAGACCUUCACCUUGCUUCCUGACCUGAAGCCCGUCAGCUUGAGGGACACUCUAGAAGCUGAGCACCGAAUUCCGGUACAAGACACGGAGGUCUUCACCUUUUCCUUUGAGGCAAGCGAGUUCAUCGUCAUCCGUGGCUUUGACAUUUUCUGCCAAAUGAUCGACCCUCCUGAAUCCAUCUUGAGUAAUUUCAAAGAUGAGAAAAACAGCCUGGAUUCAUUUGCUGAACAUAUCGCGUAUGACAAAAAUCUAGAUGUCUCUGUCAAAGUCAGCAGCUGCGAUAUGAAAUAUUCGGGUGCAGAAGAAAAAUUGGCACCCACCACUAGCAGCCCAUUUGUGACCAACUCUUGGGUUCACUUUGGCCUGAACGUCCUCGUCCCCAAAGGAGGCACCUUUGAGAUGAGUGUCACUUUCAAAGAGAGUUGCUACUACAGAUUUGAGAGGCCAUUGAGUGUUGUGAUGACUGAUAUCCCCAAGUGGAAUGAUCCUAGUUCCUUGAAGCUCUUCAAGAAUAUCAAAUUUUCAGACCAGUAUGUUCAAGAUGACAAACUUGAUGACGCCCCAGAAGAUCAGGCUCUUACCGUGUUUAGGAAGCUCUACUUCACCCUGCUUUAAUUAAUAAUUGCUACACUUUAUACAUGGUUUGCAGCAAUCUCGGCACUUGUUUUUGUUUGAUAUAUUUCUGAAAAAGUUAACACCAUAAUUGCAUUAUAACUAUAAAUUGGUAAGUCAAAGUGCAACAGCCAGGAGGGACGACCAAGUUAAUAAAUAGAAAGAGCAAACAAAAUGUUAUUCGCACAAAAAAUUAACUUGCAUGUAUCAUUUACAAUUGUCUGUAUACCUGCAAACUAAUUAGUUCCACUAGCAAAGGACCAAGUUUUUUCACAAAAGUAAAUAAAAACAAAAAAAAAUAAAAGUUCAA